Apodemus sylvaticus (European woodmouse) is the source of this 3970-nucleotide messenger RNA. RefSeq names its product cadherin related family member 2 (gene Cdhr2). Gene Ontology annotation, biological process: homophilic cell-cell adhesion. NCBI's taxonomy places the organism in Eukaryota, Metazoa, Chordata, Mammalia, Rodentia, Muridae. Gene Ontology annotation, molecular function: calcium ion binding. The coding region runs from base 1 to 3936 and encodes 1311 amino acids. The transcript is spliced from 31 exons. Gene Ontology annotation, cellular component: plasma membrane. The record is from RefSeq and is a predicted model, not a curated record.
AUGGCCUGGCUGUGGCUGCUCUGUGCACUGCUUCCUGCCUUCAUGGUAUCUGUGACAGCCAACUCGCCACCAGAGUUCGGGGACAAUAUGUCAGUAGUGACUCUGCCAGAGGACUUACCAGUGGGUGACGUGGCCUUCUGGUUAGUGGCUUCAGACAAUGAUAAUGACAAACUGACCUAUGGGAUUAGUGGCCUAUAUGCCAGCUACUUCUCCGUCAACCCAGACACUGGGGAAGUGACGCUCGUCAGCCCUUUGGACUAUGAGACACUUCCUUACUUUGGGAUCACCAUCUCCGUGAGUGACGGUAACAUCCAAAGAACAAAGAAUAUGCAGGUGAUUGUGGAGGACAGAAAUGAUAAUGCACCUGUUUUCCUGAACACUGAAUUCUCCACCAGCAUCAAUGAGACCCUGCCAGUCGGCUCCGUGGUGUUCUCUGUGCGGGCUGAGGACAAGGACACGGGGACAGCCGGUGUAGUGCAAUAUUUCAUAGAGAAGGUCAUCCCCAGCACAGACAACAGCAUCAACCUCUUCCGCAUCCUGGUAAACGGCUCCAUUGUGCUCAAUGAGAACCUCAACUACAACAGCAAGAGUCCCUUCUACCAGCUAGAGCUGAAGGCCUGUGACUCAGGGGGAAUGUUGAAUAAUGACCCUAAUGUCCAACAAUGCUCCCAGCCGGUCUUCGUGUCCAUUACGGUGAUUGAUGAGCCGGACCUGGACCCUCAGUUUGUCAGGGAGUUUUACUCAGCCUCUGUGGCUGAGGAUGCUGCCUUGGGGACGUCCGUGCUGACCGUGGAGGCCGUGGACGGUGACAAAGGCAUCAAUGACAACGUGACCUACAGCAUCUCCAACUCCACGAUGUCUGGGUGGUUCGACAUCACGAAAAACGGGGUCAUCUUUGUCAGUGGCUCCCUGGACAGAGAACAGCUGCUUCAGGCUAAUGAAGAAGUGCAGAUACAGGUCACGGCCACUGAGGAGCAUCCUAACAUCUAUGGGCAAGAGGCCAAGGUGAGCACGUGGGUGACAAUCAGGGUGACCGAUGUCAACGACCACAAGCCGGAAUUUUACAACUGCAGUCUCCCAGGCUGUUCCUUCAGCCCCCAGGAGGCCCAAGUCGACUUCACAGGCGAAGUGGAUGAGCACGCCUCUGCCCGAAUCUCCAUCGAUGGCCUGACCAUGGUGGCCUACGACCCAGACCAGGGUGACAAUGGUACCUUCCUGCUGUCCCUGAAUGGCUCAGAUGCUGAAGCCUUCAGUGUGUCCCCAGAGCGAGCGGCAGGGUCUGUCAGCGUGCAGGUGGUGGUGAAAAACUCAGAGAUGGUGGACUACGAGAAGAAGACGGAGAUGAUUGUGGAGGUUGUGGCCACUGACUCGGUCAGCAAUGACUACUCUGUCGCCACUGUGACCAUCCACCUUAGAAACAUCAAUGACCACAGGCCCGUGUUCUCUCAGAGUCUGUAUGAACUUACUGUGUGGGAGAACUGUACAACAGCUUCUCUGGCCCCCAACAACACCAUCCAGGCUACAGACCUGGACGGGGAUGAAUGGGGUCCUAUCACCUACAGUCUGCUUCCAGGAAAUGGAGUGGACCUGUUUGAAGUAGAUCCAAACUCGGGGACAGUGACGGUGAAAAACGGCUCGCUGCUGGACCGGGAGAAGCAGGCUGUGUACUACCUCACGCUGCAGGCCACUGACGGUGGGAACCUAUCUACCACCACCACCCUGGAGAUCACUCUGCUAGAUGUCAAUGACAACGCACCCGUGAUCCAAGGCUCCUACAAUGUCUUUGUGCAGGAGGAGGAUGGCAAUGUCUCUGUGACCAUCCAGGCCUAUGAUGAUGACCAACCAGACACUAACAACAGCCGCCUGCUCUUCAGCCUGCUUCCUGGGCCCUAUAGCCACAACUUCUCCUUAGACCCCACUACAGGGCUCCUCAGGAAUCUUGGGCCCCUGGACCGAGAGGCCAUUGACCCUGCCCUGGAGGGCCGUAUCGUGCUAACUGUGCGCGUGUCUGACUGCGGCGAGCCUUCCCUAAGCACUGAUGUCAAUGUCACCAUCACGGUGGAGGACAUUAAUGACAACCUGCCUAUAUUCAACCAGUCUUCUUAUGAGUUCUAUGUGAUGGAGAGAGACCCAGGAGCGUCAGUGGGCACAGUGAAGGCCCGGGAUGCUGACCAGACAGCAGCCAACAACCGUGUCAGCUUCAGCCUGUCUGGGAGUGGCGCCAACAACUUUGUACUCCAAGGCAAUGUGCUAGAGCAAGGCUGGGCAGAGGGCAGCCUCUGGCUGCUCCCGGAUGUGAGCCUGGAUUAUGAGACCCAGAAGCUCUUCAACCUGACAGUGAGUGCUGAGAACCCAGGCCCCCAGGGCCUCAGUUCUACAGCAAAUGUCAUCGUGGCUGUGCUGGAUGUGAAUGACCAGCCGCCCACCCUGGAUGCAGCCUCACUCCAGAGCAUCUCAGUGGCUGAGAACGGCUCUGAGCACGGCCAGGUGGCUCAGGUGAUUGCCCAGGAUGUGGAUACGAAUGCCUCGCUGAUGAUAGAGCUAGUGAACGUCAUCUGCACCAAGGCCGGCGUCGAUGUGGGCAGCGUGUGCCACGGCUGGUUCUCGGUGGAUGCCAACGGCUCUGUGUACAUCAAUCAGAGUGAGGCCAUCGACUAUGAGGCUUGCCACCUGGUCACGCUGAUCGUGCGGGCACAGGAUCUCAACACGGAUCCCCGCUUUGACCCUUACAGCAGCAAUGGAAGCCUUGCCAUCAACAUCGAGGACAAGAAUGACAACACCCCCUAUUUUCUGCCUGACAACAAGACCUUCGUGAUCAUCCCAGAGCUCGUGCUGCCCAACCAGCAGGUGGCUUCUGUCCAGGCCAGAGACGAGGACUCAGGAGACAACGCGAUCAUCAAGUUCUCCAUUCUGAAAGCAGAUUUUGUCCGUGAGGAUGGGACUACCAACUCUGUCCAGGUCUUCCGGAUUACCCAAUCAGUGGAAGCUGGCCUGUUCACUGGCAGCAUUGAGCUGGUGACCAGCCUUGAUUCUACUAUCCAAGGCACAUACCAGGUGACAGUCCAGGCCCAAGACCAGCCUGCUGUGGGUCCUGCCCUAGAGACACAGACCACUCUGCAUCUCUUCACUGUGGACCAGAGCUACCGUGUGAGGCUGCAGUUCUCCACCGACAAGGAGGAAGUUGGAGCCAAUGUGGAGGAGAUCAAGGAGGCUCUUAUCCAGGCGACCAUGACCUCUGUCUACGUUGUGACAAUCCAGAACAUAGACUCUAUGGCUCGGGCCCGAGUCGUCUCCUACAUGGACGCCUACUUUGUUUUCUCCAAUGGGACAGCCCUGACACUUACUGAGCUGAAUGUGAUGAUCCGGAGAGACCAGGACGCACUGAGGCAGCUGCUGCAACUGGGGCUGGUGGUGGUGAGCUACCAGGAGAGUCAGGAGUCUGAUCAGUCACAAGUGUUCACCAGUGUCAUCAUAGGACUGGUGGUGUCCUUGGUGCUGGUCCUUGUGAUUAUGAUUACGGCCCUUGUGUGUAUGCGGAAGAGCUACCACCGGAAGCUUCGAGCUAUGAAGGCUGGCAAGGAGGCCCGGAAGACACCGAUAGAGACGACGACUCCAACUGCUGCAAUCCCGGGGACCAACAUGUACAACACUGACAGGGCCAACCCCGUGCUGGACCUCCCUACCAAGGAUCUGGGAUUGGAGUGCCACUCCUCCAGUGACUUGGACUAUCACAGCCUCAAUUCCCUAGACGAGAACUCUGUGGACUUGGACAUGGACAGUAAAGAAUUCAAGAGGAAGGAUCUUCCACACAGCUCUCCUGAGCCUGAUCCAGAGCCCCUGACUGCAGUGCUCUCAGGAAGGACAGCAGGCACCAGUGGGAAGCAGAAGGAGAAGCUGGCCUUCACCAACCCCGGCCUGGACACCACAGAUCUGUGACAGAGCCCUUCCUUCUCCAAGCUCAAAUCACACA